This is a messenger RNA of Dichomitus squalens LYAD-421 SS1, 411 nucleotides long. RefSeq names its product Sm-like ribonucleo protein. Gene Ontology annotation, molecular function: RNA cap binding. NCBI's taxonomy places the organism in Eukaryota, Fungi, Basidiomycota, Agaricomycetes, Polyporales, Polyporaceae. Gene Ontology annotation, cellular component: P-body; Lsm1-7-Pat1 complex. Gene Ontology annotation, biological process: deadenylation-dependent decapping of nuclear-transcribed mRNA. Bases 1 to 411 code for a protein of 136 amino acids. The record is from RefSeq and is a predicted model, not a curated record. The transcript has 4 exons.
AUGGACUCCCUGAUCCCAUUCACAACCUCAGGAUCUCUUGUGGAUUGCGUCGAUAGGAAGAUGCUAGUAGUCCUACGAGACGGUCGGAAGCUCCAAGGAGUUUUGAGGUCGUAUGAUCAGUUCGCGAACCUUGUGCUAGAGGACACCGUGGAACGAAUAUACCACCAGGACGUAUUCGCAGAAGUAUGGAGAGGACUUUUUCUCAUCCGAGGAGAGAACGUCGUGUUGCUGGGAGAGAUAGAUCUAGAUCAGGAAGACGAAAUUCCGCUGCGCCAGGUAGAGUGGGCAGUGCUGGAGGCCUAUCACAAGCAAGACAUUGCGGACAAGAAGAAGCGUGAGGACAUCAAGUCGCAGGUCCUGUAUGAGCAGAAGGGCUUCUGCAAGGAAGGAGGAGAGGGAGACGGCUACUGA